Messenger RNA from Tarenaya hassleriana, 2372 nucleotides. Its product is annotated as bifunctional dihydrofolate reductase-thymidylate synthase 1-like. Bases 391 to 1941 code for a protein of 516 amino acids. Lineage: Eukaryota; Viridiplantae; Streptophyta; Magnoliopsida; Brassicales; Cleomaceae. Gene Ontology annotation, cellular component: mitochondrion; cytosol. The record is from RefSeq and is a predicted model, not a curated record. Gene Ontology annotation, molecular function: dihydrofolate reductase activity; thymidylate synthase activity. The transcript has 11 exons. Gene Ontology annotation, biological process: one-carbon metabolic process; dTMP biosynthetic process; tetrahydrofolate biosynthetic process.
CCGCGUCCCUUUGAGACUUUGGGUUUCUUGCGAGUAUUUGUUGCGAAUUGGCGAUUGCCACUUUCUCCCGCUCAUCCUCAUCUCUCUUCCCUUUUCAAUCACAAAAAAGGGAAAAAAAAUAAAAGAAAGGCAUCUGGGUGUAGGAAAAAAGGGUUUUUUUAAGCUAAGCGAAGUUUGAAACCUACCCACUCGGUUUUUCGUUCUGAUUUCGCUUGAAAUCCCGUGUUUUCGGACUGGGAUUUUGUUUUCUUUUCUGGGUUUUUGCAUAAACUGUCGAAGAUUCUUCCUUUCGCCUUCAAAUCGGCUCUGCUGCCUUUGUCCCAAAGGUGGCUCAGUCAUUUCCGUCCAAAGCCGUUCUCUGCAAACUUCUUUAGGGUUUUGGUUUCAACCAUGGCGACUGGUCUCAAUGGCAAUGUUACAGUGGCAUCAGAUCCGCAGAGAACUUACCAAGUUGUGGUAGCUGCAACAAGGGAAAUGGGUAUUGGUAAAGAUGGGAAACUGCCCUGGAGUUUGCCUACUGAUCUCAGAUACUUUAAGGACAUAACUCUGACAACGUCGGAUUCCGCAAAGAAGAAUGCCGUCGUGAUGGGUAGGAAAACGUGGGAAUCGAUCCCCAUGAAAUAUCGACCACUCUCUGGCCGCCUUAACGUUGUUCUCACUCGUUCAGGCGGUUUUGAUAUAGCCAACACCGAGAAUGUUUUAACCUGCAGUAGCAUAGAUUCUGCUCUGGAUUUAUUAGCUGCACCUCCGUAUUGUCUGUCCAUCGAGAGGGUGUUUGUUAUAGGAGGCGGUGAUAUAUUGAGGGAAGCACUGAAUAGGCCUAGCUGUGACGCCAUCCACUUAACUGAGAUUGAUGCUAGUAUUGACUGUGAUACGUUUAUACCCCCGAUCGACUCUUCUGUAUAUCAGCCUUGGUACUCAUCGUAUCCGAUAACUGAAAAUGGAAUUCGAUUUUGCUUCACGACUUAUGUUCGUGUAAGGAGUUCUUCAGUUGAAUCAUAUGAUCAAAGUGAUGGAUCAGAGGCCCCCAAAUUUGAUGUGAAAAGGUUCUCUUUCCUUCCCAAGAUGGUUUUUGACCGGCAUGAGGAAUUCCUGUACUUGAAUCUUGUUCAAGACAUCAUAUCGACUGGAAACCUGAAAGACGAUAGGACGGGGACCGGCACACUAUCAAAAUUUGGCUGCCAGAUGAGAUUCAAUCUACGCAGGAACUUUCCACUUCUGACUACUAAGAGAGUGUUCUGGAGAGGUGUUGUCGAGGAACUUCUAUGGUUCAUAAGUGGCUCAACAAAUGCCAAGGUGCUACAAGAAAAGGGCAUCCAUAUAUGGGAUGGGAAUGCGUCACGAGACUAUCUUGACAGUACUGGCCUUACCGAGAGAGAGGAAGGUGACCUUGGACCCAUAUAUGGAUUUCAAUGGAGACACUUUGGUGCUAGGUACACCAAUAUGCAUGCUGAUUAUACAGGGCAAGGGUUUGAUCAGCUGUUAGACGUUAUCGAUAAGAUCAAGAAUAAGCCUAAUGAUCGAAGGAUUAUAUUAUCUGCUUGGAAUCCUUCUGACCUCAAGUUGAUGGCACUUCCUCCAUGCCACAUGUUUGCGCAGUUCUAUGUCGCAAAUGGGGAACUGUCAUGUCAAAUGUAUCAGCGUUCAGCUGACAUGGGCCUCGGUGUACCAUUCAACAUUGCUUCAUACUCUCUCCUUACGUGCAUUAUCGCUCAUGCGUGUGAGCUUGUUCCCGGUGAUUUCAUCCAUGUUAUCGGGGAUUCUCAUGUUUACCAAACUCAUGUCAGGCCUCUGCAAGAACAGCUUCAGAACCCGCCAAAGCCCUUUCCUAUUUUGAAGAUAAACCCCGAGAAAAAGGACAUAGAUUCUUUCGUACCGGCUGACUUCGAGCUCAUAGGCUAUGAUCCUCACAAGAAGAUAGAAAUGAAAAUGGCGGUUUAGUCUUCCUCCAUUACCUUGUAACAAGAGAAACUUGUAAGAUUCUUGGAAAUGGCCAUCACCCAUAUUGGAGGUAACUUCCAUGACCCAAAGAUCAUUCAAAUCUCAAGCCUUCUUUUUGUGAUUUGGGAUUUGGGAAGAUGGAUUCACUGAUUUAGUCGAAUGAAAUUGAAGUCAAACGAGAUUUGUGGUAGUAAUGGCUCUCUGGUGAAUUGAAGAUACUAUCAUUAGCAUACAACCGGGGUUUGAAUCCUCUAGUUCCACAGGAGCUUUUUGCUUUAUUUUGGUGGCUCUAGGGUGAUUUAGGGUUUUUUUUUUUUAAAUUUUUAUUGUUGGAUUUUUUUUUUCUCAUUGCAUUUUCAUUUUCUAGAACAAGGAGUGAUUGUUAUCCUUGUAAUGAUUUUCUUCAGUUUAUGAGGAUUUUUUAAAAAAUA